CGGCAUUCCAUACUACUUCUGAUUCUACACACUGUACACACACGCACGGUCAGUGAGGGUGGCAAUAUCAUCAUCAUCAUGGCAGAGAAUAUGUUUCUGUUCUGGGGGUCGGGCAGCAUUCCCUGCUGGAAGCCUAUGAUAGUUUUGGAGGAGAAAGGUUUCGGGGGAUACAAGAACAAAUUGAUAACGUUCAGCAACAAGGAACACAAAGGGGAGGAUGUUCUAAAACUCAACCCCCGAGGUCAGGUACCUACCUUUAAAGAUGGAGACAUCGUGGUUAAUGAAUCCAACGCAAUUUGUGAAUACCUCGAGUGUACUUACAAAGACAAAGGGACACAACUCAUUCCUACUGACAAAGCCAAGAGAGCUCGCGUUCUCCAGAGGAUGCACGAGGCUGCCGCCAACAUGCAACAGAAGCUAGUAUUGGACCUACUCUAUUACUUCUUCCAAACAAAGGAAGAGGAUCGCAAAGAGGCAAAAGUUGCCAAGAAAGUAGAGGCUGCAAAAGAGGAAUUGGACCGCUGGGAGGCAUAUCUUGGGGAGACCAAAGCCUUUGUGGCAGGACCAGAUUUUAGCAUGGCUGAUGUGUGGUUUUACCCAUUCAUUGCCUUUUCCGUACGCAUGGGUUUGGAGCUCGAGAAAUUCCCCAAUAUGAAGGCCUACUACGACAAAGUGACAGCCCGCCCCAGCAUUCAGAAAUCAUGGCCGCCUCACUGGAAAGAGGAACCAGCCAAAUUUUCGCCCUUCAAGGGAAGAAUUUGAAAUGACUGAUAUUUGAAUGUUGAAACUGGUAUCCCACAUACCAUGUAACAAUUACUUGUAAAGCUAUUUAUCUGUCAUUCUAAUGAAAUGGAAAAACUUUUCAUUUUUUUCGACUCACAUUUUGUACAUGUAUAUGAUCAUCAUGGAUCAUUUAACAUAAAAUGAAAUAAACUAAUAUUACUUUCAGAA
Messenger RNA from Magallana angulata, 951 nucleotides. Its product is annotated as glutathione S-transferase A-like. NCBI's taxonomy places the organism in Eukaryota, Metazoa, Mollusca, Bivalvia, Ostreida, Ostreidae. The record is from RefSeq and is a predicted model, not a curated record. The coding region runs from base 79 to 762 and encodes 227 amino acids. The transcript is spliced from 6 exons.